AUGGCUUUAACGCAAUAUAUGCCAACCGCGGGCUGUGAGCACCUCGACGCCGACGCCACCAGCAAAAUCAGCGCCUUCCGUAACAACAGCAACAACCACCUGGACCCGGACUUUGCAACCUACUCGUGCGUCUCAUGCUCCUUCUCCGGCAGCUUCGCCGUGCUUAACAAGCACCUCUCCAAAACCCAGCAUGGGUUCGCCGUCUCCCACACCUCGGUGUACUGCGGGCACUGCAACGACCUGAUCUACGACCCGGCCCUGUUAGUCAGCAGCGGCAAAGCUAGCGCCAUCAGCAGCAAGAGCAUCAACGGGGUCAAGCGGAAAAUCUCAGAAUCCAACGACGGGGAGGACGACUCGUACUUGACGGCAAACACCUCGCAGCGGCCGUGCGGCAGAACCGGUGUUCGGGGUCUGUUCAACUUGGGCGAGACGUGCUACAUGAACGCCGUGCUGCAGAUGAUGGUGCACAAUUCGCUGCUGGCCAGCUAUUUCUUGGGCAUGGGCCAUCCGAUCCACACGUGCCCGAUCUCCAAGGAACCCGACAACAAGAAGGACAACAAGAACGACUCGGACGAUGAUGACGACGACGACGGAUCUGCAGAAGGCUCUCAGAACAAGGAGCAGAAGACUUGCGUCGCCUGUGGCAUGACGGAGCUCUUCUCAGAUGUUACCAUGGUGGAUCAGCCUCUUCCCGCCCACGCUGUCAAUCUCUUGUUUGCUUCGUGGAAAAACAUCCCGCAAAUGUCCGGCAAAGGCCAGCAAGACGCCCAAGAGUGGUUCAUCUGCAUCAUUGACCGGCUGCACGAGGGGGUCGCGCAGUACAUCUCCACGGCGGAAAACAAAUCCCACGCGACCAACCAGGCCAAUGGGAUCGCCACGCUGGACAAGCAAUGCGUCUGCUUCUUCCACAAGGUCUUUUACGGGCGCUACAACAGCCAGAUCACUUGUGACACGUGCCACACGGUGUCGAGCAGGGAGGACGAGUUCUCGAGCAUCUCGCUGGAUUUCCAGAAACAGAUGAAGAAGAGGAAGAAAGGGGCGACCAAGGACGCCGGUGGUGGUGGAAGUGGGACCAACAAAGAAUCCGCCUCGAAAGAAAAGGACUCUGCCGGCGGCAAUGAGGGAAGCAAAGACGACAGCAAGGAAAAGGGCAACAAGGACGACAAGGACACGAAGAAAGGCGGCGACACCUCCAAAUCCUCCCUCAAGGACAAGGCCGCCGCGGCCUCUGCGGACCUCAAAAUCACCAUCCCGACCAUCCAAGACUGCCUGCGCGCAUUCACCGCACCGGAACCUCUAUCUCCAGAGCAGUACAAGUGCAACAACUGCAACACGCGCCGGUCGGCGUCCAAGCAGACGCGCAUCCGGAAAUUGCCCGCCAUCCUGUGCGUGCACGUCAAGCGGUUCGGCAUGAAGCAGAACGCCGGCGGCGUGUUUGGACCGGAAAAGUACGAGGGCAAGAUCGACUUUGGCUUGCACCUCGACAUGGCGCCGUACACUACGCGGCCUCCGACCAAGGGCACCGCGACCGCCGAGGCGUCGGUCAAGAAGGAGAAGAAAGACGGCGAGGCCGGCGAGAAGAAGGAAAAGGAAAAGGGCAAGGAGACCAAGGGUGCGUCUGCUUCCGCGAAAGCCAGUACCGGAGCGAGAAAGGAGAGCGACUUCAUGUACGACCUCGACUGCGUGGUCGUGCACCAGGGCGAGCACGCCCAGAACGGCCAUUACUUUGCCUUUUGUCGCCAGGACAACAAGUGGUUCCGCUUCGACGACGAGAUUGUCAGUGCGACCACCACCGAGGAUGUCUUGCGACAGGAGGCUUAUCUCCUGUUCUACAGCUUGCGCAGUCUGGAGAAGAUCUGA
Molecule: messenger RNA, 1860 nt
Organism: Fonsecaea multimorphosa CBS 102226
Lineage: Eukaryota; Fungi; Ascomycota; Eurotiomycetes; Chaetothyriales; Herpotrichiellaceae
Exons: 2
Coding region: 1-1860 (619 amino acids)
Biological process (GO): protein deubiquitination
Molecular function (GO): cysteine-type deubiquitinase activity
Source: RefSeq, a predicted model, not a curated record